AUUUAGAUUGUCUUGCGUAAAAGGUGAAUGAUGAGAUACGUUCGCGAUACGAGUUUACACGUACUAAGGUACAUUUCGGAGUUGGUCGUUGUUAUUCGUCGAGUCAUCGCGGUUAAGUAAUACAUGUUAUUGGAUUGAAAUAUGACAUUUAAAAUCAGAUUUCAUCAUCGAUGUUUUGACACUGGUGAAAUCUUUGUAUCUUUCCAUACUGUAGCAUGGUCUCUUCCAUGUACAAUAUUAAGACGUGCAUAACAACUUAACAACGUGUCUUCCUUGAAAAUAUUUUGUGGAGCAACAUCAGUAAAAUGGAGAUUUCAAUACGAGACAAAGUUCUCACUUUUGUCGAUAUUAUAAUGAGAGUGCCACCUUUAUUUAUAAUUGAUGAGUUACUCAAAAUUUCUCUCGGGAUAUCUGUUAAUGAUGAUUAUAUGUCAAAACUAAACAUUGGCUAUCCUAUUUCAUCAAUUGCAAUAGACUAUGAUGAUUUUCUGAUGAAAGAAUUAUUCUUUACUGAUAUUCCUUACAAAUAUUAUUUGAUAAUCUCAUGUAAAAUUGUAUGUUGUUGUUUAGGAUGCAUCGCAGCCUUAUACAUGUUUAUGUUGUGUACUCAACAUUUAAUAAUUAUAUAUCAAUAUCUGAUAUCUGUGGGACUGAUAUUUGUCUCAUAUUGGUCAAAUGUCAGUAUGAUAAAAGCGAUUAUAGCUUACAUGAAUGUUCAUGAAUCCAGCGUUCUUGACAAUGCAUUAAGUCUGAAUCUAUCAGAACUUCUAUAUAACGGUCCAGGACUUCUGAUUAUUCAGAACUACAUAUUUCAACUUCUGCUAGCUAGUAUGUUUUGCUACAUUCAUCUUGCUCCGAGACAUUCUUUAAUUCAGAAGCUUCUUGUGAUGAGCUUCAUGUCACCAUCUAUGUUGAGUAUUCUUCCUUUACCGGUACAAUAUCUGCAUCAUGCGCCAGUGUGCGCGACAAUGAUUCCACUGGGUGUAUGUAAAUUCAUCAUCUGGUAUAACGGUGUCUCUAUGCUGAAAACAAUCUACAUAGGUUAUCAACAUAAACGUAAUUUCAUAAUCAAUUACGGUGUGUCCGCUCUCGCGGAAACAGAAUGGAUGCGUUUAAAUGUACCGUCCGUGCUUCGUACAUUUUGGAUACUGCGCGUGAUAGAUCAAGUCAGACAAAUUCUCAGCGAUGACUACGGCGAAGACACAUUCAAUUAUUAUGUCAUGAUCAAAAUGCUGUUGGUAAAUGGCUGUGAAACUUUAACGGCCGUCCUUGGCAUGACUAGUAUAAUCUCGUUUAUUUGUCAUUAUAUCGGUUGUUUCUUCCAAUGGAUACUGCUGACGGAAGACGAAGAUGAGAAAAGUAUAGGCACUGUGUCCGCCAUAUUAUUCUACAUUCUCGCUUUGCAAACAGGGCUCACGAGUCUUGAUAACCAAAAACGUUUGGUACGGCUCUGCCGUAAUUUCUGCUUAUUAUUCACAGCAAUUUUGCACUUUGUGCACAACAUAGUAAAUCCACUCUUAAUGUCACUCAGCGCUUCUCACAACCCGGUUCUGCAUAGACAUUUGCGGGCGUUGGCAGUCUGCGCGUUUCUGAUUAUCUUUCCAGUGUCGUUAUUGACGUUUCUGUGGUCGCAUUUCACAGUGAGCACGUGGCUAUUGGCUGUAUCAGUCUUCAGUAUUGAAGUAAUAGUCAAAGUACUAGUCUCACUGGCAAUUUAUUCGCUAUUUCUGAUUGACGCGUACAGAACCGGGUUCUGGGAGCAAUUUGACGAUUGCGUGUACAUCAUAAAAUCAUUCGGUAAUACAGUGGAAUUCGCUUUCGGCAUUAUAUUAUUUUUCAACGGUUUUUGGAUACUAGUCUUCGAAUCCGGGGGAGCGAUUCGUGCUAUGAUGAUGUGCAUACAUGCCUACUUCAACAUUUGGUGCGAGGCCAAAGCCGGAUGGAGUGUGUUUAUUAAGCGCAGAACGGCUGUGAACAAGAUCAACUCUUUACCAGAAGCGAAAGCCGAGCAGCUCGCGAUGCUGGACGAUGUUUGUGCGAUUUGCUAUCAAGAAAUGCAGAACGCCAAAAUCACUAAGUGCAAUCAUUAUUUUCAUGGCGUAUGUUUGCGGAAGUGGCUAUACGUUCAAGACCGAUGUCCCCUUUGUCACGACAUACUAUACAAAGUGGAAAACGUGCAAAAUAGAGACUCCGGCAAUCCAGAGGAAAACAGACAGAACAUUGAAGAUAACGUAAUCGUGCAAGCCGAACAAAAUUCGAAUGUUCAAAACAAUCAAAGUCCAUCGUCCAGGCCACGUAAUGCACAAAGGUGAAAUAACAUGUACGUAGUUUUCCAUAUAUAUUGUGUGAUAUAAUAUAAAUAAAACAAGAUACUUAAUAAAGUAAAUGGUAACAAUUAAAAUAAAGUAAUUAAUAAAGUAAAUGAUAACAAAACCAGUUUCUCAUAAAGUAUCGAUGAUCGGAAUCUCGCUCAAACACACUUUGCUCUUUAUGUGUGAAUCACUCUUUAUGAACUUAUAUAUAAAAUAAUAUAAUAAUUAUUACGAAAGAACUUAAAAUCGUUUGUUUAAAUUUCGAAAAUCUAUAUAGACAUAAUUAUUUUUAGAACAAAGAUCACGAUCAUAUUGUAAAAAGUACUUGGCGUAUCAACGACCCUUUGACCGAUUCAAUAACUGAUAUCUAUAGCUAAAUGUAUUUUUGGAUAAUUAUUACGUUAUAAUCGCAUUGUAUACAUAGACAGAAUCAUAGUCUCUAAUAAUAUUUCGCUUCCGUGUAUGCCAUGUGCUUCCACAAAACACACACAUAUAUGUUUAAACUAUAAUUUUUUUUACUGAUUUCUAUGUUACUAAGACUUUUAACCUUUUCACUGCUGAAUAUUUGAUAAAUUAAUUUGUUCGUAAAAUAUGAGUGUUCAUAAACGUUUAUACGUAAAUUUGGUCACGCAUUAAUGGCAUUUGAUCAACUAAAGUUGUUUGAUAUAAUUAAUCUAAAUGAUUUCCUCAUUACUGUAAGACAAGCCUUUUAACAUAUUUUGCAUACAUGCUUUUUUCUAGCUAUUUUUAUGUAAAAAGCUAUACGCUCACAGCAUUGAUCGCGCUGUUAUAAAUUUUCUGUUUAUAUCGUAGCAUAGUUUGCUUCAAAAGUCAGUGAAAGGGUACAAAGAAAAUUUUAUUUUUCUAUCACAUAAUAAAUAGUUUUUUUCGUUAGAUCAUAGAGAAACUGCACGAGAUAUCAUUAUACUAUAUACAUACAUAAAUAUGAUAUAAUAUAAACUGAAGAGACUGGAGCAAAUUAUUUUUGAAACUGAG
Messenger RNA from Pseudomyrmex gracilis, 3308 nucleotides. RefSeq names its product protein TRC8 homolog (gene Trc8). The transcript has 4 exons. NCBI's taxonomy places the organism in Eukaryota, Metazoa, Arthropoda, Insecta, Hymenoptera, Formicidae. Gene Ontology annotation, biological process: ERAD pathway. Gene Ontology annotation, molecular function: ubiquitin protein ligase activity. Gene Ontology annotation, cellular component: endomembrane system; endoplasmic reticulum. Bases 306 to 2312 code for a protein of 668 amino acids. The record is from RefSeq and is a predicted model, not a curated record.